GACUUUCUUUAGGGGGGAGGCUGUAUGCGACGCGGUCUUUGCCUCAGUUGUGAAGACGCGCGCGCCCGCGCAAGUGUUGUGACAGUUGACAUUGACAGUUCCAUUUUUUUCCCCCCAACCGCUGAUAGUGUUCGGAUACCAUGAGGCUCAGUUUUUGGGUCACAGCAUUUGCUGUGCUCAGCACAACAUACGCCAAGAACUCGACAACGAAAACGAAACCGAAACGACAGUUAGACAACAUAAGGACACCUCAGAAUCUUCAAUACUCACUCGUGCUGCCUCAUUCUAGAGUCGCACAUUUUCGCUCCAUUAGCAGCAAUCGAAGAAUCUCAAAUGUUGCUCCAAGAGCAGGAAAAUUACCCCCAUACGCUGUACAAAUGGAACCCGUAGUGCAGUACUCCCAAAAAGAUCCACUAUACGAUCCAAGCCAUGACAAUCUAGUAGAUGCCGUGAACCAAAACGAAAUUUACGCUCAACCUAAAAUACUCAAUAUUCACGAUGAUGGACCUGACGGAUCCUACGGACCUCCUUACGGAGCACUACCCACUGCUCCACUAUACAGUGGAGACUCACACCCUCACUAUAUUGAAGCUCCUGAACCUAUAAUAGAAAUUAUUAUCAAAGAAUCAAAUGAAUCUCUACCAGCCCCGCCUCCACCUCCAGUACUCAAAAAGAAAAAGGAACCAGUGCACGUUUUCUAUGUAAAAUACAGUAAGGACCCCCACUCAAAAGACAAAGUAGUCUACGAAAAACCUGUACCAGCUAUCACACCGCCAUCUAACGAGGACGAGGAUCAUCAUGAAGAUUAUGUGACAGUUACUCCACAACCUCAUUACAUACCCCAACAAACGACUACGUUGAGAGCUAUUAUUAAACCAGAGUCUGAAAUCUAUCAUAGUAACAGCAAUGUUAAAAUAACAUUUGGAAACGAUGACCAUCAUUAUAGUCACAGACGAGAAGAGCAUCAUCACGGCGAAGAUAGAGAGGAGACAGCUCCUAGACCAGCAAUUGCGUUACCUAAUUCACAGCCAACUGAAGUACAAACAGGAAGAUCAGCGUCACCUAAAACACAAUACGAACAAGAAACAAAACAUUUUAGUCAGUCUAGUCAGCAAGUAUAUAAUCAGCAACCUGUACAACAAGCACAAAGUCGCAUACAAUUUCAACAACAGCCACAACUUAAUCAUGAACCUCAAUUACCUAGACAAGGGCCAUCGGUUACACCUUUUAGAGCGCAAGCACCACGUCAACCGUUAGGUCCUACUAUAUCCCUAAGACCUACGUUUUCAAACGUGUCUCCUAAUCCUAGCCAACAUUUUGCUAAUGUAGCUCCAACAAUCCCUGGACCAAUUGGACCAAUUUUCUCAUCGUUCCCACGACCAAAUAACCCUCCUUCAUUCCACUCUCGCCAAAAUAAUCCACCAUCAUUUGGUCCUAGGCCACAUUUCAAUGGUCCACCUAGAGUUAGUUUUCAUCCAGGGCCACAAAGGCCUCAACAACAAUAUUUCGACGAAGCAAAAUACUUGCAAGAAAAUUAUCACACAAUAACAACUGAUCAAGUAGAUCCUCCAAAACAACAAUUGUUGCCUAACAGACAAAUUCAAAAUUUCAACCUUAAUUCUAAACCCAAUCCAAGCCCUUCUCCAGCUCAUUUCUCUGAGCUUAGCCGACCUCAGCAAAUAAUUCCUUUUAACCAACAAUUACCUCAACAAAGACCACCACAAGUCUUUGAUAACAAUAAAAAUAAACCAUCAUUUUCAAUUGCCCCGAGCAGGUCUCCAUUCUUUAACUUGAAACCAUCUCCACCGCAUAUUGAAGAUAACCGCCCUCCUUUUCAACGCCAGCCUCUUCCAAACCCCACUCAACAACAUGUCAGUUUCCACCAAGGUCCUCAGGCACAGCUAAGACCUUCAGUUCAACUCUCUGCACAGGAUACUCCUUCCCAAAACAUAUAUUUAACAUCUCCUUCGUCUACACCAUCUCCAAUUUCUCAUAAUCAGUUUCUUCCACAGCCUUCCUCCACGCCAUUAUUUAGCUUCCAACCAUCACCUAAUUCGAAUGAUCCUCAGAACUUCCAUCCGCAGAUCUUAUCCACUGGUAGACCACAAUACAAUCCAUCAGAAAGACCUCAGAGUAACAACCAAGAAUUAUCUAAUCUUGACCAUCAACAAAAUGUUCAACAAUUUGUACCCAAUGGUGGGGAAUUAGUAGCCUCCAUACCACGAUAUGAACAGCAUAUAACGGUAAAUGGACCAAAUGAACAACCCAGUUAUAAUAGUGGUUUGAAUAUUAUAAGCCAACCAACACCGACGGCAAGUGCGGUAGAACAACAAGCACUGCCGCAAUAUAUAGAUGCUGAACAAGAACAAGUUAGGCAACAGUUAGCACAAAAUGUAAGAAAACAACAAGAGGAAAUCCAACGCUUGCAACAACAACUACAAUUAGCUCAUCAACAGCAACAGCAGCAUCAGCAUCAGCAGCAGCAGCAACAACAACAUCAGCAGCAGCAACAACAACAUCAGCAGCAGCAGCAACAACAACAGCAACAACAGCAGCAACAGCUACACCAGCAACAGCAACAAGACGAAUACCAACAAAGAUUGAAUCAAUAUAAUCAACAUCAAGCUGCAGCAAAUAAUCAGUAUGUACAAGAAAGAACUAGAUUGCAAACAGCGCAGAAUUAUGUAACCAGCUCGACGCCUACAGAAUACUACCAAUCUACUUCUAGGACAGUAGAAAUUAAACCUACGACUCAAAAAUAUGUAUCAUCUACAGUAAACUCCGUCAGUAAUAGUCCUGAACCUCAGAAAGAGCAGAAAAAGAAGCCCACUUUUGAGCUGCCCGAUGAAGUUCCCGAUGACUUACGACAACAGCUACUCUCUUCUGGUAUUCUUGACAACGCUGAUAUAAGCGUCCUUGAUUACGACAAAGUGGGCGAAACUCCUCUCGAAUCAUUACCUCCAGACCAGUUGGCAAACUUUUUCAGUGCUGGGGGCGGUCAACAAAUAGCUGCCAGUGAGAACAGACCUAUAAUCGUCAAACCUAGUGGUGAUAAAAUAGAAUCUAGAAUAGACGAAAAUAUCGACGAAGAUGACCAAGAAAUCGCUGCAUCGGAGAAUUUGCCAAGCAUUGUAGCACCUCCUCAAACUCAGGCUGUAGAAAUGAAAGUUGUGCAUUUUGACCCAAAAACUGCUGAAGGUCAACAAAUUGCUAACGAUUACGUAAAAGAAGAUGCCACACAAGUUGACCCUGUGGCUUUGAAUGAUAAAAAAUAUAACAGAUACCUACCUCUCAAAGUCAGAGGAAAUCAAUUUCCCUUACCUGACGUACUAAAAGGCAGAAAAAUAACAUCUGUUGUGGUCUUAGCUCCAGUUCAAACGGAAACUUUGGAAGGUGAACACCCAAGAGCUGAACGUUCGGCAUCUGAUAGUUUAAGAGGUAUUAAAUUUGUUGCCGGCGAAACUCUUAAUACUCUUUUGAAGAUGCCAACAAAAGACAACUUUGAAAAAUGGCUCGAUAUGGAAAAGAAAACAGCAACCGAUGAACAAUCUGUCAUUCUUUUGGUCACUGGAAAUGAAGAGAAACCAGAAGAAAGAGAAAUUUUCAUGUACGACAUCGCAACAGGCAACGUAAGCAAGCUCAAUGGGGAUUUAUCUAACGCAUUCGUUGAAGCAGCAGAAAAUAAUUCGCUAAGCAAAGACAUUGAAGCACUAGCAAUCGAAGGGGAAGGCACACCAGAAAACUUUAACAAGGAUGAUGUCAUCUCAGAGGGAUCAGACAAUGUGCCAUUAUUUGUAGAUCUAUCUGGAGCUAAAUUAGAUAAAGAAAACAAUAAGGGAGUAUUAAUAUCAUCAGGGUAUAGUAAAACAAAGCGGGGUAGAUCCUUUAGAAGACAUUGACAUACCGCCUUUGGCUCUUUAACAUUGUAAAUAGUUUAGCUGUAGUAUUACUAAAUUAAAAAGGACUUGAUGUUGUAUAUUUAGUUGUUAAUAAUUAUGAUGAAAGUGAUGAUCGGGUUGUAAAAUAUAAAGAAUUUAAUAUAAGA
Bicyclus anynana (squinting bush brown) is the source of this 4045-nucleotide messenger RNA. Its product is annotated as myb-like protein AA. The transcript has 3 exons. NCBI's taxonomy places the organism in Eukaryota, Metazoa, Arthropoda, Insecta, Lepidoptera, Nymphalidae. The record is from RefSeq and is a predicted model, not a curated record. The coding region runs from base 141 to 3899 and encodes 1252 amino acids.